AUGGAUGGCGGUAAGUGUAACUGUGGAGAUGGUGGUAAAAGUGGGACUGCACAGAAGGAUUCAAAUAUGAAAAAUCCAGGUCCAACAAUAAGCCUUAUAGAAAAUGACUCAGAGCAGAUGAUUUUCUCUAGUGAAUGGCUUGAUGAACAAAGUGACCGCUCAGGUAUCAUUGAAUAUAAGUGCAAGACUUACUGCGUAUGGACUGUCAAGGCUGCUAAAACGAACAACAAUGGGUUUAAGAUAAAAGAAUAUAUAGGUCCACAUAGUUGUAAGCCAGCAAAUGUGAGCUCAGAUUUUCUGGCAGGUGAGCUCAAAGGUCUAAUCAAGGGUCAACCCUCGCUCUCAGUUGCAGAGCUAAACAUGUGGGUGAAAGAAGAAUUUGGCUGCACAGUCUCGUGUACUAAUAUGCGGGAUGCUAAAAAGAAAGCUUUCAAUGCAAUCUUGCGAGAUUUGGACAAUAGUUUUAACAGAUUUCCCAAGUUCAUGGCUGCCCUUAGCUCAUCUAACAAGAUGUGUUUUGGGCGUUUCAACAGUCAAUUGUUGGUUGCAGCGGGGUUUGAUGCAGAAAACAGGUUUUUUCCACUUGCGUUUGCGAUUACUACCCAAGAAAGUUUGUCAGCUGAUACCUGGCGUUGGUUCUUUGCGUGCAUCAGAGAUAAAGUAACGCAAAGGGAAGGCCUUUGUCUUAUAACAAGUCUGAGUCCUGACAUAGUUGAAGUUGUUAACGAACCUGAGUGUCUGUGGGCACAACACCGGUUUUGUCUUAGGCAUUUGUGCUUAAAGUUUUAUGAUGUUUUCCAUAACAAUCUCAUGACAGAGUUAGUUUACAAGGCUGGAUCCACGAGGGACAAAUCAAGUUUCGAAUACUACUUGAAGAAAAUCGAAAAGAUGGACCCAGAGGCUCGAAAAUGGUUAGAAAAAAUGCCUCUAUAUCUAUGGGCUCUGGCUUACGAUGAUGGUGGGAUUAGAUUCGGGAUCAUGACUACAAACACAAUCUUUAAGACUUAUGGUUUCAUAGACAAUCUUCGAAUAAUAACCUGCAUCUUCCUAAUCUUUGAUCACCUGGCAGAGCUUUUCAAAUCUCGACAUGGUCGUCCCGCGGAUUCACCGAACGGAAUAGACCAGUACGCUAAACAUGUGAUGACAAAUCUUGAAGAAUACAAGGUAGCUUCUCAAACACAUGAUGUAUUGCCAUUAGAACAUACCGGAGAGAGGUUUCAGGUCACAGAAAUGAUGCAAGUUGGAGAGAAGAGAUUUGUUGUUCAUUUCAGCAACCGGGUAUGCACAUGUGGGAUAUGGCAACUUUGCAAAUAUCCGUGUUCACACGUGAUAGCAGUUUGCAGGAGGAUGAACAGUGACCAUUUGCAGUAUAUAAAUGACUACUACAACACUGAGAGUUCUCUUCGAGGUUACGCAGCUGCUUUUAAUCCGCUUCCGGGAGUCUCUGAUUGGCCAGAAGCUUCUGAAGUUCCAAGACUGUUACCUCCUGGAACUCUUCCGCCAUCAGUUGUCUGUCCAGUGACAACAGAGCUAUCGCGCAACGACACAUCUACGAGUAAGUUGGUAGUAGGCAGAAAACGAUCCAAUGGUAAGAAACAGGCCUGA
This is a messenger RNA of Camelina sativa (false flax), 1605 nucleotides long. NCBI's taxonomy places the organism in Eukaryota, Viridiplantae, Streptophyta, Magnoliopsida, Brassicales, Brassicaceae. The record is from RefSeq and is a predicted model, not a curated record.